AUGCCUUGGAGCGAGGUCGUGAGGAGAGGGCAAAGGGGGGGAAAGAAAAAGGCGAACCGAGGUCGGACCGACGCCAAUGCCGAGAGGAGGAGAGCGCCCAGGACGCACACGAUCCGAGAGCCGAGAUCCGCCGCGGUGGUGGUGACUAUCACGCCGGAGGGCACCGCCAAGGGUCUAACAUACGACUCCGUGAUAGCCGAGGCCAAGUCCAAGAUCAGGCUCCAAGAUGUCGGCAUCACCACCGGGGUGCGCUUCCGGAUUUGCGCCACGGGAGCUAGGCGCUUCGAGGUGAUUGGCGAGGAAAAUGGGCCCCAGGCUGACGCAUUAGCGGCAAGGUUGUCCCAAAUCUUCGAUGGAUCGCUGGUACGCAUCACCAGGCCAGCCAAAACCACGGAGAUCAAGGUCUCUGGUUUCGACGACUCGGCGACGGUGGAGGAGGUUUUGAUCGCUGUAGCAGGAGCCGGGGGCUGUGUUAAAGAAAGUCUCCGCUGCACGGGAUUGGUUCGGGACCGGUUUGGAGUGUACCAUGCGUGGAUUGAGUGCCCGGUAGCGACGGCCAAGCGGGUUGCCGCAGCGGGUCGCCUGGUGAUGUCGUGGGCCUCGGCAUCAGUCAGGCUGCUCGAACCUCGCCCGCUACGUUGGUACCGGUGCCUUCAAAAGGGUCACGUGAGGGUACAGUGCACCGCAGAGGUGGACAGAAGUAACCAGUGCUUCCGGUGCGGGGUCGACGGUCACAAAUUUAGAGACUGCACGGCUAGACCGCACUGCACCAUCUGCGCAGCUGCAAAAAGACCCGCGGACCACAGGCUAGGCGGCAAGGGCUGCUCGGCUCCAGCGCCCAAAGCCAACCUUAAUCACUGUGCGCGGGCCCAAGACCUGCUCGUCCAGAGCGUGGCCGAGUGGUCGGUACAAAUAGCGGUAGUGUCGGAGCCUUAUUUUGUUCCCGAUAGAGACGACUGGUUGAGCGAUAAGGACGAGGUGGUCGCGCUUUUUGUGCCCCGGUCCCCGAGUUCUCCGUCUUUUGGUGGGGUUCGAAGGGGCCGUGGCUACGUUAGCGCAACGGUAGCAGGAACCCUAGUCGUCGGCGUCUACUGCGCCCCGAGUUGGAGCCUCGUAGAUUUCGAAUCUCUACUCGACCAGGUUGGAGCGCUCGUUCGCAGAGGUCCCCGUUAUGUGGUGGUGAUGGGUGACUUCAAUGCGAAGAGCUCCGCCUGGGGUGACGUAGUCACAAACCCUCGGGGCGCAGUACUGGAGGAAUGGGCCCUGACUACGGGACUCACCGUCCUCAACCGAGGCUCAAAGCCCACCUGUGUUCGGCCACAGGGCAACUCCGUGGUGGAUAUUUCGUUCGCCUGCCCAGCGACGGCGAGACGGGUGUACGGGUGGGAGGUUGUGGAAGGUGUGGAGAUACUCUCCGACCACCUGUACAUCCGUUUCCAGAUAUCGGACUCGUAUUUGGCUCCAGUCCAUCAGGGGGCGCAGUCGCCUCACCGGGAUACUCCAUGGUGGGUAGUGAGGCGUCUUAACAGAGACCUGCUGAUAGAAGCCGCCCUGGUUGAAACCUGGUCUCCCGCGGACACCUCCCUGGGCAUAGAUGAAAGGGCCGAAGAAAUAUGCGCAUCGAUGUCCCGGGUGUGUAGCGCAUCGAUUCCCCGGCAAGGCCCCAGACCGCAGAAAAGGGAGGUCUACUGGUGGACUGCCGAGAUAGCCUCGUUACGCAGCGCGUGUGUUAGAGCUAGGCGUCAGGUCCAACGUCAUCGUCGAAGGAGGCACAGGGAUGAAGUGGUCGAGGAGGCCUGA
Molecule: messenger RNA, 1800 nt
Organism: Papilio xuthus (Asian swallowtail)
Lineage: Eukaryota; Metazoa; Arthropoda; Insecta; Lepidoptera; Papilionidae
Exons: 2
Coding region: 1-1800 (599 amino acids)
Molecular function (GO): zinc ion binding; catalytic activity; nucleic acid binding
Source: RefSeq, a predicted model, not a curated record